Zymoseptoria tritici IPO323 is the source of this 1414-nucleotide messenger RNA. RefSeq lists its product as uncharacterized. The record is from RefSeq and is a predicted model, not a curated record. The coding region runs from base 26 to 1414 and encodes 462 amino acids. The transcript has a single exon. Lineage: Eukaryota; Fungi; Ascomycota; Dothideomycetes; Mycosphaerellales; Mycosphaerellaceae.
GUGAUCACUCAUUCACGUCGCCGAAAUGUCGUACUUUUCUCAGCCGACCACAACUUCGCCGAAAGUUCGACGCAUUCGAGACUUGAUCAAUCGACAAGCGAGUCUCAAAGCGAACAAGAAUGACUCGAACUCAAGCUUCUACCGACUCACGACACAAAGUUCGAGCGGAUACAAGCUACCGAUGCAAAUCGAUCACAAACCCAAGCUCGCCAGUCAACCAUCCCUCAUCGAGGAACUGGAGACCAAGACCAGAUUUCCCAUCACCAUCGGAACCUCACCUCGAUCCGCAAGCCUGGCCAAGUGUGACUGGCAACAGCAGUCGCCACUAUUCCAGCUCCCGCAAGAACUACGCCGUCUCAUCUUUGAAUUCGCAACAUCAUCCCACGACGAUCCGAACCACAACAGCAUCUCUGGAGGCCGAGUUGCCGCUCAACCCGGUCGCUUCAAGAAACAAAGAGUCUCUACCUCCCUCCUCCGAACAUGUCGCCGAGCUUGGUUGGAGGCCAACGCUCUACCUCUUCGGAACUUCGAGCAUCGCUUCUGGUUUUGCAGCGUGUACUCCGACGCCGGACAAGAGUGGACGAAACUCUCACCGGCAGAUGAGGACGCGCGGUUAUGGAAGCUGCUCACUACAUUUACGCCCAACAACCGUCGCAACUUUGAGCACCUAAGGCUCUUCGCUUCGAUGUGGUGGUUGGAGAAUAAGGCCGUGGAGUACCUCCCGAUUCUGCUGGGUGUUUCCGGAGCGUGUCCGAGGGUUUUGACGAUUACGGUGCGACAUACCGAUUUGUGGCUCGUUGAGGAAGGGCGUGGAAUAGAUGUUCGGGAGGAGUGGCUGCAGAGGUUAUUGAAUGCGCCGUCCUUGGAGAGGCUACAGGAGAUCCGACUGGAAGUGGAAGCAUUGGACGAUACGCCUCGGCAGGCUAUUCUGGGCUCGAGAGCUGGUGUGGUGGAACUCGCGGUCGAGAAGUAUCGCGCGGUGAGGACGGAAGCAAGAUUGACCGAGAGUGGAAAUUUGAGGCAGUUUGAGCUGCGGAAUAUUCGGGAGGAGAUCCGGAAGUCGGGAGUGGAGGAUUUGGAUAUCAGGCUGGCCAAGGUGUGGCCGAAAGGGUUCCACCUUGAUUAUCGAUCGUGGACGUUGGUGUGGAAGGCAGCCGACGCAUCGACCAUUCUCGGAACGCCGAUGCUGUCAAAACACCGGGAGGAUGCCUGGAUCAAACGUGCGAUGGAGCAGCACAGACACGAUGGCGAGCAUGGAGCUGCGAAACACACACGGGCUGCGAUGAUGUGUCUGCGUGAAUGGCAGGAUGAACGCAGCUUGUUGAAACUUGGGCGAGAGACAAUCAAGGCCGGGUAUCUCUCAGGAGCCAAGCGGCAGGUGUCUCUUCGGGGUUCGCUGUCUAACCUUCUAUAA